AUGGCCGUUUUGACGCAGCUCCCCCCCGAGAUCAUCCAUGCCAUUUUCAGCUCUUGCAGCCCUGAUGACCUCGUCUCUCUCGGCCUAGUCAACCGCUGGGGUCGUGAUUUUGUUCACGACAACAAUGCUCUCUGCCGCUCUGUCUACUGUUCCCACUUUGUGCGUCCAUGUCUCACGCUGCCGAAAUCCGAGUUACCGUUUGUCCACGCGACGGUGACGCGAAUCCUCAGCCAUUCAGCUCAGAUCCAGCCUGGCAGUGCUGACACGCUGUUUGCACACCGGACCUUCCGGAACGCGAAGAUCCUGGCCGAGCUUCUCGGCUCCAAGUCGAACGAGCGUGCCUUCAUGUGCAGAUCGUUUCUGUUCGAGAAUGGGCGAGACUGGAGAAUGCGACUGCAUUUUCCUCAAGCACCCGUUGAAGAACAACAGAUGAGUGCCGAGCUGCACUGCCUCUACGGUACCAUGAUACAGCAAUACCAGGACGAUUUUGUCGAUUUUGACACAUACCCCCAUGCUGCAUCUAAAGUCUAUGACAUUCGGUCAUACACUCGUAAUACAGGUUGGGGACCUUUCAUGGCUGACGGCUCGGGGCGUGGUGAUUGGGAAAAAAUAGAAGCCAUUCUCAUUGCGCUGCGACAUAACGCCGUGGCAAAAGGGCUGAUGAAAUUUCCCGUUAUUUCGGAGGUUUGGAACCACUCGUUCGGAGGCGCCUGGCCACGGAGCUACGUGCCCAUCCGUCGGGACGUCAGUAUCACUCCCCGAGAGAUCGAGCCGCUGGACCUCCAAGACCCCUACAAUGUGACGGGAACCUGGAUGAGAAUUAUCUGCUUUCUUGAUUACCGUGAUUUCUUCCACUUUAACUUCCCGGACGAGAACGCUCUCCCGGCAGACAGGCCGCGAAGGCCUUUAAACGAAGAAGAAGAAGCACGUCUGGUAAUCAUGAAGCUACAUGUCACAAAAAUCGACCCGCCUGACGAAUACGGUCACCCGGACUACCCUAUCGUACAUUUUGAAGGGAUGUCUCAUUCCAUGGACAACCCAUGGGAUGACAAUGCUAACUCCAAUCUGCGAGGAACGUGCCGCAUGACAAAGCAUGGCGAGGUGCACUGGACAACCUUUUACAUAGUCGAAGGACAGGAACGUUGGCGCAGUGAGAGCCUCCAGUUGGGCGGGGUGAGGUCAGGACGAGGAGUUGUUGGCAAUUGGUUUGAUGCCAACUAUGAAAUACAGGGACCAUGCGGACCGACAGCCUUUUGGAAACUCCACGAGAAAGAACCUUUGAAGGGCGAUGAUUCAAGAUUGGAGACGUUUCCCUAUUUCCUGGCAGGUCCCACCGACAUCAACAUCAGCAUUGUCAUCAGCAUCGACCACCAUCACUUUGCUGUCGCCAACAAUUUUUAUGACGAGGACGAAGACGAAGAGUACCAAGACGAAGGCGAGGGCGAAGACGAUACGGACUAA
Molecule: messenger RNA, 1461 nt
Organism: Grosmannia clavigera kw1407
Lineage: Eukaryota; Fungi; Ascomycota; Sordariomycetes; Ophiostomatales; Ophiostomataceae
Product: f-box domain protein, cyclin-like protein
Exons: 5
Coding region: 1-1461 (486 amino acids)
Molecular function (GO): protein binding
Source: RefSeq, a predicted model, not a curated record